CCAGAACCCAACAAAACUAACCAGCCAUCCCAGGAGUCCGCAGACACAGACCUGGACAAGGAGGAAGCUGCAGGCUUCAUCAAUACUUGGUCAGGACUCCAUCACUACACAUGACCGGCAUCCUCAUUUCACUCCUGGUUAGUGAACUCUGAGCUUCUGACUCCUUCCUCAGCAGCAGCAGCUCCAGUCAUCACAGCAACAACUUCCAUAGCUGGUACACUUUGAAAGACAUGAAGAUACUUGGCCACAUGACCUUCUUCCUUUUGCUUGGUGGUAUCUGGGCUCAGAACAACCGUAAUGCUAAAGUGAGUGGGAAAUCUGCAAAGAGGGGUGGUGGGGCCCAAGCAGGUGACGCUGGCCAUUCCAACCCAGCGGCUGAUUCUUCUCAAGGGAGCAGCAGAAGUUCUGGGAGGCCAGCUGACUCGAGACAGGACAGUGCUUCUGGAACUCGUGCAGCUGUACAACAGACGGAUGAGAUGAGGCUGCAGUUUCUCAGGAGCGCCCAGGUGACUUGCAAUGACGGAUCUGCGGCUGGGUUUUACCUAAAGGAGUUCAGAGGAAGCCGCAGAUGGCUGUUAUUUCUGGAAGGUGGCUGGUGCUGUUACAGCAAAGAGACCUGUGAUUCCAGGUACCAAAAUACCCCCCGGCUAAUGAGCUCAUCAGGGUGGCCCCAAACUAAAAGAGGGACUGGACUAUUGUCGUCUCAAGCAGAAGAAAACCCACACUGGCAUAAUGCAAACCUUGUAUUCAUCCCAUACUGUUCCAGUGAUGUAUGGAGCGGCACGGGCCCUACCCCAACCCCUGCUCCAAGAACCAGACAAGGAAAAGACAAAGUCAAAGAAAGAAACACAAAUGCAACUGAGUAUUCUUUCAUGGGAUCCCUUAUUAUCCGGGAGGUCAUCAAAGAUCUCAUCCCCAAAGGAAUCAAGCAGGCCAAGGUUGUCAUGCUGGCUGGCACCAGUGCUGGUGCAACAGGUGUUUUGCUCAACAUUGAGAGGGUUGCCAGCCAGCUGGAGCAGCUAGGCACUGAGGCUCAGGUGCGAGGUCUGGUGGAUUCUGGCUGGUUUCUAGAGAGUAAGCAGCAGCGGUCCCCCAACUGCCCUGAGACUGUUUCCUGCACACCAGAAGAUGCUAUCAAGAUAGGACUUAGGUUGUGGAAUGGUGUUGUUCCGGAUAGGUGUCGGCAGCUCUACAGAGGGGAGGAAUGGCAGUGCUUCUUUGGUCACAGACUAUACUCUACUUUGACCUCUCCCCUCUUCAUUGUGCAGUGGCUGUUUGACGAGGAGCAGCUCAGAGUGGAAAACAUCUACAUGGGAGGUCAGAGUCUGUCUGAGGAACAGUGGCAAUACAUCCAGAAUCUGGGCUUGGAGAUCAAAAGCUCCCUGAGAGAUGUGACAGCGGUAUUUGCUGCAUCCUGCCUCUCACACACAGUCAUCACCAAAAGCACCUGGCUGAGUUUCCAAGUUAAAGGCACAUCUCUGCCACGGGCCCUCCACUGCUGGGACAGAAGUCUGGAAGCGAUUCGAAACAACAGAACACCAGCUAAAGGAUGUCCUUUCCACCUGGUGGACACCUGCCAGUGGCCGCAAUGUAACCCCACCUGUCCAGCUUUGGUGGACCAGGCCACCCAGCAGCAGCUUACUUUGCUCCAGAUGCUGGUUGCCAUGGGCCUUGACCCACAAAAGCUUGGCUUGGAUCCCGAGAGAGAAGCAGAUUCUCUGGCCAGCAUGGUCAGAAAUGGUGGCUAGGUGGAAAAUUCAAGAGGAAGCAAAGGCAAAGGAAAAUUCAAUGGAAAAGAAAAGUGCUUAAAUUUUAAUGUAACCGUAGAAAUCCUUUUAGAAAUCUGGUUACGAUGCGUUGUCCUGUUCAGCAUUCCAUAAUGCUCCACAUCUGUGACUCGGCUGGUUUGGUAUGUUGCAGCAUCUGGGUUUGUGUUUACUGCGCCCUCUACUGUUCAUAAGAGGGAAGAGCUUAGAAUUAGAGGUAUUUCAGCUAUCCUGGUCACUGAGUUUUGACCUUUUCCAGAUGUCAGGACAUAAGCUAAAACACACUUUCAUCCUAAUCACUCUAACAUCCAACACCAGAGAACAGGCAUGUUAGUAGAGGCACAGAUAUAUGUAAAAUAUAUACAGCUUCAAGAGGUCUAAAACAAAAAUAAAUGUUAUAGCAUAUAAUCCAGAAAACUGUUCAUACACACACAAAUAAAAAACAGCCGUAAUAUGUGGUUUGUUUAGUUUUAUUUUUACCAGCUAAUGCUUUACUAACUUAUUUUAAAAAAACAUAAAUAUAGUAGUAUGAGUUAUUGAUGUGUUUUCUUUAUCACUGCUCUACCAUAUUUAAUCAUUCAGUUUGUUCUAAUCUGUGAGGUAAAAUGGAAAUAUCAAACAUGCUGAUGCUCUGGUCAUUCACUGCUCAGUUGUUAUCUCUUAUACCUGCUGUCAUGCAAAUUACCAGCUAUUACCAUUUCUGUCAUUAAUUCUUGUCAUGCAUACUCUGUAAUCUUGCUCCUAUAAUGUUUUCAUUCUUAGAUAUAUUAUUUCCAAGUCACUAUGUUAGUAAAGUCAACUGAUGUACAUGUUAAAACAUAAAAUAAAAUUUUGAAUCCUG
Molecule: messenger RNA, 2607 nt
Organism: Girardinichthys multiradiatus
Lineage: Eukaryota; Metazoa; Chordata; Actinopteri; Cyprinodontiformes; Goodeidae
Gene: notum2
Product: notum pectinacetylesterase 2
Exons: 13
Coding region: 231-1748 (505 amino acids)
Molecular function (GO): hydrolase activity
Source: RefSeq, a predicted model, not a curated record